AAACCUUACCCUGAUGCCAAUCCCGUCAUGGCAGGACCUAACCCAUCCCCAGCUAUGGCGGCGGCGGCGGCGGCGGCCACGCCGGCGAGGGCCUGGUGGCGGCCGGAAAUCCCCGCGACCGCCGCAGCCGCUGCUGGCAGCUGCUUCUUCCGUGCCGGAGGAAGGCGCUUCAGUGCAGGACUUCAAAUGACAGGCAGAGCCAGCAGCAUCCUCCCUCACGUCAAGAGCGGGGAGGCAGCAGAAGGGAGCCCCAACGCUGACACCGAGACCGCCACUGCCAUCGCCCCUGUCGUCGAUGAGGAGACCCUGCGCCACGACCUGGAGACGGCGAUCGAGGAGGAGGACUACGGGCGUGCGGCGAGGCUCCGGGAUGAGCUCCGGCACCUCCGGGAGGACGGGCGGUCGUCCCUGCUGGCGGCGAACACGCGGUUCUAUGACGCGUUCCGGGACGGUGACCUGGCGGCGAUGCAUGCUGUGUGGGCGAAGGGCGAGCACGUGUACGUGGUGCACCCGUCGGCGGGGCGCAUCUCGGGCUACGAGACGGUGAUGCGGAGCUGGGAGAUGGUGUGCGACGCCGAUCACGAGUUCCCGCUGCGGUUCGACCUCCAGGACGUGGAGGUGCACGUCAAGGGGGAUAUUGGGUAUGUCACCUGCCUGGAAAUGGUGAAGACGAGGGGCAGCGGCGGCAGCUGGGGCAAGCAGCUCGCCACCAACGUCUUCGAGAAGGUCGCCGGCGAGUGGCUCAUGUGCGUCCACCACGCCUCGCAUCUCGACGACGACGAUGAAUGAUCAUGGAAGAUGGAUGGUGACCAGGUUCGAGCGCAGGAGGCUUCGCGGUACAGACGUGAGCGUAUAGAGAGAGUUACAGGCCAUACCAUUCAGCAGAGUUGGGAGACGUUUUAUCAUUUAUAGUUCUUCCAUUUUUGUAUCAUCAUCAAAUACAUAUGCUGUUUUGUAUAAUCAAAUACAUAUCCUAUUUUGAGGAAUUAGAUACUCUUUUUCUAUUCCCUCCGUCCCACAUCAAUUGCCGCUCAAACCAAUGUA
Molecule: messenger RNA, 1044 nt
Organism: Triticum dicoccoides
Lineage: Eukaryota; Viridiplantae; Streptophyta; Magnoliopsida; Poales; Poaceae
Exons: 2
Coding region: 28-789 (253 amino acids)
Molecular function (GO): protein binding
Source: RefSeq, a predicted model, not a curated record